Messenger RNA from Thlaspi arvense, 2460 nucleotides. The record is from the annotation of a GenBank genome assembly. Lineage: Eukaryota; Viridiplantae; Streptophyta; Magnoliopsida; Brassicales; Brassicaceae.
AAAUAACAGACGCUAAAUAAUUUACCGUUUGUCAUUAAUUAGCGGCCAAGUUAAUAGAAAAAAAAAUACUAUAAAUGAUCCGUCCUUGUUUACUUUCAUUUCAGGGUUUAGAAAAAUCAAAAUAUUUUCUAGAUCAAUAUUCUGAAUUCUCUCCCUGGUUACAAGAGGGCCUCCAGCAAUGGCGGCGACAAUAUACGGCGUCAGGAACCUUUUCCUUUUGGCGGCAAUUGUGAUAUUGUUCGCCUGCCGUUACGGAGACGCCACCGCAGCGGCCAGAGGCUACAUAAAGUACAAAGACCCACAAGCGCCCGUAGAAGAGAGAGUAGAGGAUCUGUUAGCACAAAUGACAUUACCAGAGAAACUUGGUCAAAUGUGUCAGGUUGAUCGAUUCAACUACUCCUUCUUUCCCACGGGACAAGAAAUCUUCACAAAGUACAUGAUCGGAAAUGUUUUGAGCAAUCCGUACGACACCGGGGCUAGUCCAUCAAAGCGGGUGCUCGUAGCGAACACAAUGCAGAAACUGAGUCUUUCGACGAGGCUCGGAAUCCCUUUGCUUUACGCUAUCGAUGCGGUUCAUGGCCACAACACUUUUAUCAAUGCCACCAUUUUCCCCCACAACGUCGGUCUUGGUGCCACCAGGGAUCCUCAACUUGUUAAAAAGAUCGGAGCUAUAACCGCGCUUGAAGUCAGAGCUACAGGAAUCGCGCAAGUUUUUGCACCUUGUGUUGCGGUUUGCAGGGAUCCAAGAUGGGGAAGGUGUUAUGAGAGCUACAGUGAAGAUCCUAAAGUUGUGAAUAUGAUGACCGAAAGUAUCAUGGAUGGAUUACAGGGAGAGGCUCCUUACGUCGCUGAUUUCAAGACUAAAGUGGCUGGUUGCGCCAAACACUUUGUUGGGGAUGGAGGAACGAUAGAUGGAAUCAACGAGAACAACACUGUGGCUGAUAACGCUACAAUCUUCGGAAUCCACAUGCCUCCGUUUGAGAUUGCGGUGAAGAAAGGGAUCGCAUCUAUCAUGGCUUCUUAUUCUAGUCUUAACGGUGUUAAGAUGCACGCAAACCGCGAGAUGAUCACUGAUUACCUCAAGAACACCCUCAAUUUCCAAGGCUUUGUUAUCUCUGAUUGGCUUGGAAUCGAUAGGAUCACAACUCCAGCCAGAUCAAACUACACGUACUCUAUCGAAGCAGCCAUUAAUGCCGGCAUUGACAUGGUUAUGGUUCCAUUUGAGUAUAAAGAGUUCUUGGAGAAACUGACAAACCUAGUGAACGGUGGAUACAUCCCUAUGAGCCGUAUAGACGAUGCUGUUCGAAGGGUCUUGAGAGUCAAAUUCUCUCUCGGUCUCUUUGAGAACCCAUUGGCAGAGGAAACUCUUAUCGCCGAGUUUGGAUCUGCGGCGCAUCGAGAAGUAGCGAGAGAGGCGGUGAGGAAAUCAGUGGUGCUUCUAAAGAACGGCGGGAAGACAAACGACGACAAAAUCGUUCCGCUCCCAAAGAAAGUGAAAAAGAUCGUUGUCGCGGGCCGACACGCUAACGACAUGGGAUGGCAAUGUGGUGGCUUUACUCUCACCUGGCAAGGAUUCAACGGAACCGGAGAAGAUAUCGGCCGUAACAAAGCCAUGAGACUCCCCACCGGUAAAACCCAAGGAACUACCAUCUUGGAAGGCAUCAUGAAAACAGUGGAUCCCACCACUGAAGUUGUCUACGUGGAGGAGCCAAACCAAGAUACACACAAGCUUCACGCCGACGCAGCAUACACAAUUGUUGUCGUAGGUGAAGCUCCUUACGCAGAGUCACUAGGGGACAGCAAGACGCUACAGAUAGCCGAUCCAGGUCCAGACACGAUCAGUCACACUUGUGGUAGUGGCAUGAAGUGUCUAGUGAUCCUGGUCACAGGGCGUCCUCUAACGAUCGAGCCUUACAUUGACUUCAUGGACGCUCUUGCAGUCGCUUGGCUUCCAGGAACCGAAGGACAAGGAGUCUCUGAUGUCUUGUUUGGGGAUCAUCCCUUCACCGGCACGUUGCCUCGCACCUGGAUGAAGAACGUGGGUCAGCUUCCGUUGAACGUCGGCGACGAGAACUACCAUCCUCUCUUCCCAUUCGGAUUCGGAAUCACAACCUAAAUCACGAACCAAAACCAUCUAUCAUGUAUGUAACUAUGUACUGAAAAAUGUUAACUGUGGCAACGGAUAUUUGUCAUGUGUAAUUUGUACUUUGUGAAGGAAAAAUAUUAUACUUUGUGUUACGAACAAUGGUGCAACUUGUUCACUACUUGAUGAUCAUAACCUAUUCCAUAAUGGGUUUGAGCCCAACACCUUUAUCUUUUUCUUUAAAUUGUGAAAAAGAGUAAUAAAACACAAAGAUUCUCAGGUUGAGGGGAAAAACACAAGUCUUGAAAUGUUUUUUGUUUGUGAAAUUGGAGAGAAGACAAGACACCACGUGACAGCAACACGGUCCCUACCUACCA